GAAAUGCUUUGAAUACUUGCGACAUGGCCGCUUGCAUUGAUUGCCAAGAUUGACAGCAGUAACCAUCGUCUUCUGUCGCUUCUGUUUUAGAGUAACCUUAGAGAGUGUAAACGAGAUAAAUAUACCUAUAACUGCACUCAGCAGUUUUGACAGUUCAACUUCUUACAACCAAAGCGGGAUUCCCUCUUCGGUCAGUGGAAGCGAUACACUUCAGUUGAUCUUUUCUUUCUUUUAUCUGCUUGUACACAUCAGUGUACACUAUUUGUAACCUGUCUGAACACCAGUAACGGGAUACGGCGGAGACGAGAGCUUGUUUGACCCUGCUCACAUCAAGGACUUUCUGUCCGUGGAUUUGGGGAGGAACUUGUGGUUUUGUGCAAGCAAAGAGCAUUUCCUAGCUGGAUCCGGCAGAUCGCAGACGAACGCUUAUGGUGCCAGUCAUUUUCAUGAAUUCGAAAUCAACUCACCAGUGAUCUUUGGGAGCUGGAGAUAAAGUCUUUCUGUUUAUAACCCAAAUGCUGAACAUGGAGGGCUUUCUGCGUAGCAGCUUUUUACUGAGCAGAAUCAUGUCUUCCAAGCAAGCCACCUCUCCAUUCGCCUCAACCCCUGAUGGAGGUGAGGAUGGAGUGAAUCAGGAGUGCAUGUCCUGGGAAAAAGAUGAGAACUCUGAGUCACUAGUCACUCCUCAGCUUCCCCUGCACAAUCUGCUCAUCAACAAACCUCCCCUGGAGGAGCUCCAGCCAAUCAGCAGCAGCGUGCCGCCCGAAUCCGACUGGGACAGCCUCCUGGCCCAGCAGCGCAUGGAAUCGGACAGCAAUAAAGUAUGUUCCUUAUACUCCUUCCGGAAUAAUUCUACCUCUCCACACAAGCCAGAGGAGGGGGCCAGGGAGCGCGGCGACCUGCUGAGCAGUUCAGCCUUCGGAACGCCAGAGCGCCGCAAAGGAAGCCUGGCCGAUGUGGUGGACACACUGAAACAGAAGAAACUAGAGGAGAUGACAAAGACAGAGCAAGACGAAUCCUCUUGCAUGGACAAACUCCUUUCUAAAGACUGGAAAGAGAAGAUGGAGCGACUUAACACAGACGAGCUGUUGGGAGAAAUUAAAGGUACUCCAGAAAGUCUUGCAGAGAAGGAGCAACAGCUCUCCACCAUGAUCACACAGCUCAUCAGCCUUCGAGAGCAACUCCUGGCUACCCAUGAUGAGCAGAAGAAACUGGCCGCUUCACAGAUGGAGAAACAGCGUCAGCAAAUGGAGCUGGCACGCCAACAGCAAGAGCAGAUUGCCAGACAACAGCAGCAACUCCUGCAGCAACAGCACAAAAUCAAUCUCCUCCAGCAGCAGAUCCAGCAGGUCCAGGGUCACAUGCCUCCGCUCAUGAUCCCCAUUUUUCCACACGACCAGCGCACUCUGGCAGCAGCCGCGGCAGCCCAGCAGGGCUUCCUCUUCCCCCCAGGCAUGUCCUAUAAGCCAGGUGAUAACUACCCAGUGCAGUUCAUUCCAUCCACAAUGGCAGCUGCUGCCGCGUCAGGACUCAACCCUCUCCAACUCCAGCAACUCUACGCCGCCCAGCUGGCCAGCAUGCAGGUCUCUCCAGGAGCCAAGAUGCCUCCGCUGCCCCAGCCCCCCAAUUCCGCUGGGCAGAUCUCCCCAUCUGGCUUGAAGAAUGAAAAGAGGGCCUCAACCCCACUGGCUCAAGUCAAGGAGGAGGGAACGCAGCCUCUCAACCUCUCUGCCCGGCCCAAGACAGCUGAGCCCGUCAGAUCCCCCACAUCCCCAACACAGAUCCUCUUCCCAGGCAACAAGAGCAGCCCGAACAGCCUCUCCAAGAGCGGAGGCAUCCCCAGCCCCAUUGGAGGAAUGGGCCGUGGCUCGUCUCUGGACAUCCUUUCCAGCCUGAACUCAACAGCGCUGUUUGGAGAUCAGGAUGCAGUGAUGAAGGCCAUCCAGGAAGCGAGAAAGAUGAGGGAGCAGAUUCAGAGAGAGCAGCUCCAGCAUCAUCAGCAGGGAAUGGAAGCCAAGCUGUCUGCCCUCACCAGCAUGGGCCUGAACCACUGCAGAUCUGAUAAGGAGAGGUCUCAUUACGAUAACCUGGGCCAUCACCUGAGCAAACUAGGCGAGGAUGGAAAGAUUGGUCACAGAGUCAUCGACCUCACCAGGCCAGAGGAUUUCGAGGGGUGUAAGGAACUGAAUGGCUCUGCAGAUAAACUACAUCAGUAUUAUUGUUGGCCAACAGGAGGCGCCAGCACUACCGAUGCACGGGUCUACAGGGAACCCCGAGGAAGGAACAGCAACGAACCUCACAUCAAACGACCCAUGAAUGCCUUCAUGGUCUGGGCCAAAGAUGAGCGCCGCAAAAUCCUUCAGGCCUUCCCAGACAUGCACAACUCCAACAUCAGCAAAAUCUUGGGAUCUCGCUGGAAGGGCAUGACAAACCAAGAGAAACAACCAUAUUAUGAGGAGCAGGCACGGCUCAGCAAGAUCCAUCUGGAGAAGUAUCCCAACUACAAGUACAAGCCCCGACCCAAGCGCACCUGCAUCAUCGACGGCAAGAAGCUGCGCAUCGGCGAGUACAAGCAGAUGAUGAGGUCGAGGAGGCAGGAGAUGAGGCAGUUCUUCACUGUGGGGCAGCAGCCACAGACGCAGAUCCCCAUCUCCACCAGCGCAGGUGUCGUCUACCCCGGUGCCAUAACCAUGACGACCACAACGCCCUCCCCUCACAUGACGUCAGACUGCUCCAGUGCCUCGGCCAGCCCCGAGCCCACCAUCCCCGUCAUCCAGAGCACCUUCAACAUGAAGAUGGAACCGGGCACCAUGGUGUCUAACCACCCCGUGAACGGAGAGGACGAGAUGGACAUGUACGAGGACUUUGAGGACGAGCCCAAAUCGGACUACAGCAGUGAGAAUGACACACAGGAGCCGGUCAGUGCCAUCUAAGGAGAAAUCAGCCAGCGAAGAAUAUCCUUUUAUAAGUGAGAAGACUGAAGAAGAUGAAAAAGAGGACAACAACGACAACAAAAAAGAAAUCCAAACACUUGUUUCUGAUGAUAUAGAUUUUGGGAGCUAGCAUGCAGAUGUGGCUCCUGCAGAUUUAACAGCUAUUGGUCUUAAGUGUUUCUCCGAGUGUGAAACAUUUUGAUUGUGUUUUAUUUUGGCUUUGUUUUUAUUUGUAUUUUUGGCUUUUUUUAUUGUUAUUUUAUUGAAAAAAAAAAUGUAUUGUGUUUUAAUCAUGGACAAUUUAGGGUAUUUCCUACAACAUUUUUGAAUAAUAGGACUUGACUAUGAUUGAAACAUUUCAUAUGAAUGCAUAACUGACAGUCUUACUUCAAUUCAAACGGAUUUACACAUGAAUUUUUUUUUCUUUUGAAGCGUACAUUACUGUUUUCGAUGGGGUUCUAUAUCUCACUCAGGUAUGCUGUACCAGCCAACAGCUUGUGAAUGUUUUUAAUCAGAACUAUUUAAAAUGAAAAAGACGACACUUCAUUUGACAUUUCAUAAUACGAUAAAACUGAAGAAAUCCUUACAUUUGCUGAACCAUGGAGGGAACGCCUAAAACUCCCCAUUAUUAUUGUUCUUGUUGUUGUUGUUAUUAUUAUUAUUAUUACUAUUACUAUUAUUAAUACUACUACAAGUUCAGAUGUGCCAAACAUAUCAUAAGCUUCCUGCUCUUAAAUCUUAAAUUUGAAAGUCUUAAGGGAGAGACUGCAGAGUCUUAGACAAUCCUUGCAAUCUUAUUUACAAAGCCCACUUUUUUCCUCCUCUCCCGCUUUUUUUCCCCCCUGCUCUCCAUUGACUACCAUGUCCAAAUACUCAGGAACUAAGAAUGCCAUAGUUCUCCAGGAGGUUCAAUGCAGUGAUCACCUCGUCUUCUCUCAGUCGUCUAGUUCGGUCUUACCCGCUCAGUUCUUAAUCGCAGUGAUUGUAAUCAGGCCAGAAUACCAAGGGGCCAAAUGGCAUCCAAUCUGCAGAAUUGGACAGGCAGCGAAAGGCAGCUUUGGUGUAUUACAAUCACAAGUUGCUGUGGUACAACAUGUACACACACACACACACCAGUCUUUAGCCCCGUUUUUCAGCGCAGCAAAUAUGUGCUUAAGUCUUGAAGACAUUGUAAUCUUAACUGACAGAAAUAGUCUUAAAGCAGAGUGUGUGCCCUUUGACCUUCUGCAGUGUGUUAAUCAUUAUGUCUUAAGAGAAAGUCCAACUUAUCAGGAUGUUCCGGCCAGUCAUGCAAAGGGUUAAGGAGAAAAUGUACUAAACGAACAAUGGCACUUAUUUUCCAAAUUUUCAAAGGGUACUUGGAUUUGAGAUACUUUGUAUUUAUUUCAAGAUAUGUGAAGAAACAUACAUUUGAAAAUUCACAAAGUCAAAUCUGCCCCUUUUUUUGGCGAUUUAAAUCAUUUUACUUGUAUCCAAUCUUUUUUGAGCACUUGAAAAAAUAAAUAAAAUAGGCAAUCAUGCAUUCUAAAUGAUCGGCUUGUUCCGGCAGCAAAAUGGAUCUCGGGUUGUUUCCAUGUGGAAGGACAGCCAAGAAGCAGCCAGUGGUCAGGGCCUCUUGUUUUAGGCUUUGGCCCUACUGAAAGCUCCUACAGGGUGCGAGUGCCAUUCACCUCCACUCACCUGACCUCUGCCCAGUGCACACCCUGCCUCAAGGGGCUACCAUCUGGCUCCCGGCAUCAGCCCGUGCCCAGGAGAAAGGUAGCAAACAAUGGAAAUGAGGCCCAUGUGGUUUAUUGUGCCCUCCUUCCAUCAAAACACUCUCGAAAGGCCACGGCCAGAAGCAGCCACGAGGUGCUAGCGAGCAGAUGGAACAAGUAGAUCAAGCUGUGGGGGAUUAUUAAAACGACUGACGAGUCGGUAUCAUCUGAAAUACGGCAUUAUUAAUGCAUGAGUCCAGCUAUUUUGCCUUUGCCCUUGAACCGGUCUGUUUCAUCAGUAACCCAGAGAUUAGAACAGACAGGAAAUGUCACAGCGAGGCUGCUGGUCACUGCAUUACCUCCAAAGGUCUAAAAGGUACCGAUGGCCGUCUAGCGCUUACUUCUCCCAGCAGUUGAAGCAUUGACUUUUCUCCUCAGCGCCCCUUUUUGAAAAGCAUUUACUUAAUUUUUUCGAAGUUUUAAGCACUUCUUUAGAAGCUUGUAUCCGUACCUUUUAUUUUAUUGGUUUUGUUGAAGUUUGUCGUGAUUUUUACAUGAGGUACAAUACUUGGCUGGGUGUCCCUUGACAUCAGCAUUCAGUUUUUUUUUUCUUCUUCCCUGCUUACAAGCCAACGUUUAUUGUUUAAAGCUGUUAUAUCUGUUUGCUGGUGGACUGGUUGAUUUGUACGGGAUUUGUACAUAUUUCCUUGACCAUGCCAAGCCAGUUCUGUAGGCUGGUAGCAGACAAAAGGACUGUUGUUGGGACUGAAACUUGAUUGCGCUUGUAUAGAUAAAAAAGACAAAAAGAGACAAUUUCAAUCUCACAUGGAGACAAUGAUUCAAAAGUGUUACAAGCACUGGAUAUAAAUGGUAUUUUUUAUCAAUUCUGACUAAUGUGAAGCCGUUGUGCGAGGAAGAAAAAAAAAAACACAGACACGAACAACCUGUUUGGACUCAUGUGAGCGCGCCUCACAGUUGCCAGAUUUGAAUAAUUUUUCUUUUGACACACUUUGUUUAUUUAUGCAAAGACACGGGAUGAAUGAACACUUUGUUUAAGCUCCAGUGCUGCCUUGGGGAGAGAGAGCAGUAAACUCGACGGAGAGCCUCGCGUAGUGACUGGCCAACUGAGACACACCGGACUUCAGUAGCACAUUUUGAUGGUCAUGUAUGUUUGUGUUGUAUAUUGUAAUUGAAGCUCUCUAGUGCAUAUAGACAUUUUAUUGUAUUUAUUAGCCAUUAUUGGCUCUAAAAGUGUCAGUAGAACAGAAUUAAAGGACAAUCAGAGAACAAGAAUAAAAAGUGAAAUUUGAAAAUGAAUUGGAGCUCAAAACAAAGUUUCUUUCUUUCCUUCUUUUUUUUUUUUUUUGAUUGUAAAUAUAGGAAAAUAGAAUUCUAUUUUUGUUCAUGGAUACUUACCGAAGUGUAAAUUAUGUAUUUUACUUUACUGUGUGUGUGUGUGUGUGUGUGUGUUUGGUCAUUGUACUUAGAAGAAAGACUGAAAUCACAAACACAAUUCACUGUACCUCGUGUAGUUGCUGAAUUGACAUCCCUGUUGAUUGAGUAGUAUUGGAGACACAGCUGAGACACCCGGGCAUCUCAUUUCCAUGUGUUUCAGUGAUGAACCUCGCACUUCAUGCUUCGUUAACCAGCCAUUUGCUAUGUUGUUAGUGCACUCUGUAGCAAAGGACAAAUCUUGAAAUCCAUGUACGCAAUUUUCUUUUCUUUUUUUACUUAAAAAAUUGUUUUCUAAAUGUUGAGGUACUUGCUGAAGUUAUAUAAUAAUUGGUUCUGUGCCAAAUUUGAAUGAGAGAACGUAAUUGUUGGGCACCAGUUGUGGCGUGUCACAGUACAGCUUCAUCUGAAAACAUAUGGGAUGUGCAAAUAUUUAUGAUUGUGUGUUAGUUUGUUUUUCAUGCUGCACAGUGCAGAUCCACUCUGUGCAUUUGACGUUUUCGUACAAUAUUUUUCUCUGUGUUGCUUCAUAGUGUGUAAUAGACCAUUUCCCAUCCAGUCAACAGCAAGUCUAAAUGACAUUUCUUUUAUAAUACACAACUAUCACUGCUAUAUUAAUGCAAAAAUAGGUACAAUAACUAAGGACAAAGCUUGGGAGUUUCUACUUGUCUUACUGUAAUGUUUUUUUUUUAGUAUGGACUUUUGUGAUGUAUAUUGUGGGCUAGUUUUUGUUCAUUUAAAUCAGCACAAUUUCUUGACAUGCUGGACUGAUAUGCCAGCUGCUGUUCAGAAGAGUAAAAUGUUUCUGUCAGGGAUGACGUAUGCUGUUGUCAAUGCUAGUGUUUUUAGAUUUCUGUAGUCUCUCAAGCAUCACUGUGUGUGGCUUCUAUGUCGCUAGGUGGAGUCCUGUUUCGAAACCCGCUAGCAGCCUGAUAACACAUUCUUGUCUUGUCUUGUGUGUGUGUGUGUGUGUGUGUGUGUAGAGAUAAGUUUCUCAGCAGGUACACAGACCCAUGGCAGGUAUUAUUGUUUGGGCGUUAGAGAUAUAGAAUAGUAUCUAUUGCUGCCCUUUCAAAAAAAUAAAAAUGUAAGUCUAAAAAUGUAAAUAGUUUAUAAUAAUAUCUUGUACAGUCCAGUGUAAAGUUUUUAAUUGAACUUAAAAAGGUUGCCAUCACAUUUGUGUUCAAAUUCUUCUUUAUACAGUACAAAAGACAGCUAUUUGCUAAUGAUAUUAUUGUUAAAAAAGAAAAAAGGUACUAAAAAUAUUUUUUGCUUGGCUUUAGUAUGUAAACCAGCAAGUCGUUGGUUUCUAUGUGCAGUGUUGACGUGAGGUAAACUAAUUAAUGCUACAGUUGUAUGUUCAGAGACCAGUCUUCUCAGUAAUGGUAGUAUUAUUAUUAUAUAAAAAAAAAAAAAAAAAAACAGAUGAGUGACACAUUUUGGUGUAUUUAGACACCUGUUCUCCCCACAAACAGUAUUUAGCAUUUUGUAAUAUAACACCAUUUUUACAGUAUAUUCUCAAUUUACUGAUGUACGACGGCAGAUGAGGGUGUUCCUGUCUGUUUGCUUAUUUACCUCAAGAUUUCCUCUUUUUCCAUAAAGGAUGGAGUAAACACACAUAUAUGACAAAAUCGUCUCACCAUCACUCCAUCUUUUGUACUGCUGUUGACACUUACAAAUUAAAGAGACAUUUUGUUUUA
Molecule: messenger RNA, 7782 nt
Organism: Carassius gibelio (silver crucian carp)
Lineage: Eukaryota; Metazoa; Chordata; Actinopteri; Cypriniformes; Cyprinidae
Product: transcription factor SOX-6-like
Exons: 18
Coding region: 516-2933 (805 amino acids)
Biological process (GO): cell fate commitment; regulation of transcription by RNA polymerase II; positive regulation of chondrocyte differentiation
Cellular component (GO): nucleus
Molecular function (GO): RNA polymerase II cis-regulatory region sequence-specific DNA binding; DNA-binding transcription factor activity, RNA polymerase II-specific
Source: RefSeq, a predicted model, not a curated record